AUGAUCAAAGUAGAAGUCUUGAUUGUGAUCACAAUUGCAUUGUUGUAUUGUGGUUUUGCGGUGGCCGCACCAUCAACAGGUGGCCCAGCCAGUGGAGGAACGGGCGAUGCGAUGAACCCUUCGGCAUCCAGCGGAGGAUGGGCAAACUUUGGCUCGGCCUCCAACUGGGGCUCAAACACAGUACCCAACGAAAACACGGCGGCAUCGGUCGUGGGCUCGUCCAGCACGCUCAACACCUACCUCGAUGGCAACGCCUACCACCUCUACUCACUGACACUGGGCAACUACAAUGGCGGCAUAGGCGGCUACGUCCAGUUCGCCCUCGCCACCAAGCUCAACAUCACCGAAAACUUUUUGAAUGCCGGCAACAGCAAGUUCAGCUUUGACUCGCCGUCCGGCGCAUCCUCGGCCUUGGUCGCGCCCGACUACGCCGACUACGCCAACAAGCUGAGGCUGUUGGGUGACAUCCCCUACAACCAACUGACCGUUCAUGGAAAUAUGAGUGUCAGGGGUGAGUUCAGGUACUCCCUGGCCGGCCUAGUCCAAUCAGACAAUGACAUCCAAUUUGAGGCUGGUGCAAACUUGAACGUCGUACCCAACAACCAAUUCGACCCGUCCUUCCCAGUGUCCUACAUGCUCACGCCUGGCAAAGUUAACAUGGUCGACUCAUUCUUCACACUCAGCAUUUAUGAGUUUAGAACUUCAACAAUGAGCCACAAGACAACAAACUCGGAUCUUAAUAAAUCCAAGCUAACGGUCUUUGGUGAUGUCGGACUUGAUGCAUCCAACUUCAAUAUUAAGGAUUCUUCUGUGAACUUGGACGGCAAGUUCAACUUGUUGACCAACUCAAAGAUGACCAUUUCGGGAACCAACAUAAAUGGCUCAAUGUCAGUCUCUGGCUUCUCCAAUGUCACGAUGACAAGCUCCAACACCAACUUUACCAACUUGUCACUCAACACUGGAAAGAACUUUAUCAAUGUAGACAACAGCACAGUCAAGAUCGAUGGCCAACUCCUUGUCAACGCACUCAAGACCACCACCAACUCUGACAUGACCAUCAGCAAAUCUGGAUCAUUCGUAACUGGUCAAAGAGCACACUUUGUAUCAAGUCAGCUGAAGGUUGAUGGCACUAUGGAUGUUACAGGAAAGGUCGACGCAGAGGGCUCACAUGUAUCCAUUGGUAAUAGUAUGUCGUUGGCUGGCGGACAGGUCAACUUGAUCAACUCCUCAUUGGCGUUCAACAGUGGUUCCCAAUUGGUAUCCAACGGCACCAUCAACAUGGGCAGCUCACAACUCUCUUUCGGCACCGGCUCCAACCUCGCACCCAAUGGAGGCUCCAUCACCCUUGACAACUCGACCGUGUCGCUCAAGUCUGCCUCGACCCUAUCACCAACUGGCGGCGCAAUCCACCUCUUUGACUCGAAGAUGUCUAUGGAGUCCGACUCCAAGCUCGCACCAGCAGGCGGCUCGAUCAACUUGAGCAACUCAUCUCUGUCGCUGCAGAACGGCGCCAACCUCGCUCCCGCUGGAGGUUCGAUCAACUUGAACAACUCAUCAAUGUCUCUGCAGUCUGGCUCCAUCCUCGCGCCAGCCGGCGGCAAGAUUGAUCUCGUCGAGUCGUCGCUGUCUUUGGACGCCGGCUCCAAGCUGACCUCUCACGUGACCGCCACCAUCACAUUGACCAACACUCAGUUUGUAAACAGUGGCAGUUUCAGUGGAUCGCUCACAGUCGACUCGGACAGCGCCAUCAACAACAAGGGCAGCUUCGUAUUCUCGGGCCCCAUCGUGCCGCCUUCAAACAACUUGCUCUCUCGUCGCCACAAGCUGCACGACUCCGCGCCCGUGCAUCCCACAUUCACCAACGCUGGUACGGCCUCGAUCAACGCAACCAACUUAAUCAACAUCGCCAUGGAGAUACUUAACGCCGGCACAAUGAAUGUUUUGUCGAAUGCCACAGUGCCAUCGUUCAGUCAGAGCAAGGGCUCGACCACGCUGGCUGGCGGCUCACUGAAUUCCACAGGCGAGAUUCUCAUUGGUGGCGGUAGUCUCAAUGGCGUUGGCACGCUGUCCAGCACAACGAUCACCAAGGCCAACCUUGGCAGUGAGCAGAUCAACACACUCAAGAUCGAUGGCAACCUGACCAUUGGUGACAACACCACCCAGACCACGCUGAAGAUCAACUCCAACACGACCUACUCCACAAUCAACGUCACUGGAACCGUAACUCUCGAUGGCAACCUCACCAUCUUGGUGACCCAAGAGAUCCUGGACGCGACCAAGGACGGCAACGUGACCAUCAACGUGGUGUCAUUCACUGACAACAACAACAGCAGCAAGUUCAAGGGCAUCUCCAUCAAGACGUUCAAUCCAAACGGCGCCCACAAGGAGACUCCGUCGUGCCGUGUCUCGGCCUCCCAGUCCACCGGUGGAAUCGCCGUGCUGGUCCAGCCCGAGGACUCGACUUGCAAGUCUAGCAACCCCGAUCCCAGCGGCAGUGGCAGUGACGCGGGUCCACUCGCAAAUGGUAGCAGCAGCAGCAGCUUCAGUGGCUGGAAGGUCAUCACAGUGAUUGUCGUCGGUUCGGUGAUUGUCGCCGCCGGUGUGAUCACAGCUUUUGUCAUGCUGCGACCAAGAAUCGCCAGACAGAUCGCCUACCGUCGUGAGUCAAAGAGGAAUAACGAGCAUGAGCUCAAGAUGAGAAUAUAA
Acytostelium subglobosum LB1 is the source of this 2706-nucleotide messenger RNA. RefSeq lists its product as hypothetical. NCBI's taxonomy places the organism in Eukaryota, Evosea, Eumycetozoa, Acytosteliales, Acytosteliaceae. The coding region runs from base 1 to 2706 and encodes 901 amino acids. The record is from RefSeq and is a predicted model, not a curated record. The transcript is spliced from 5 exons.